This is a messenger RNA of Macrobrachium nipponense, 918 nucleotides long. Its product is annotated as golgin subfamily A member 6-like protein 25. NCBI's taxonomy places the organism in Eukaryota, Metazoa, Arthropoda, Malacostraca, Decapoda, Palaemonidae. The record is from RefSeq and is a predicted model, not a curated record. The transcript has a single exon. Bases 1 to 918 code for a protein of 305 amino acids.
AUGAAGGAGAGGAGCAUCAAAUUCAAGCCACAGCCCUUCCAUCCCAAUGUGGUCAACAGAGAUCGUCUGGCCCUCGACGACUUAGAAGGGAAGGGGAUUGUCAGCGAUGCCAAGGAAAAACUCCACAGACAGGAGAUGCUGAGGAACCAGGACGACAUCGAGAGGCUUAAGAGGCAGCUGAGCGCCGCCAACAGGCAGAACCACAGCUGCAGGAGGAAGGAGGAGAACCAGAUGAAGGAGAACGACCGCCUCCGGGGAAUGAUCGCAGACAUGGAGGGCCGCCUGUCUGUCGCCGAGCGGAACAUCGCCAAGAAAGAGGCGGCCGCCAACGACCUGCAGCAGAGGCUGAGACAAGCCGAAGAGGAUAACCGCCAGAUGAGAAAGAAGUUCGAAGGCCAGGAACAGGAAAUAAGAAAAGGGCGAAGCGUGGGCGACGACCUGCGACGUCAGGUCCAAGAGGCGAACGCCCUAGUCGCCAAGCUGCGCCAAGACAACGAGAAGAUGAGGUGCGAACUCAGCCAGAAGGAAAAGGAAGUCCGAAGGAUGAAGUCGAAGUGGAACAAAGAUGGCGCUGACGCCAAGCAGCUGAAGGCUGAACUCGCACAGAAGAAAGCUGUGAUCAACAAGCUGGAGGCCGACCGAGGGCGACUGGAGAACGAAUACGAGGUUUUAAGGAACAACUUCAGUGUCAUGAAGGCCCACUUCCUAGAUCACAAAGGCGAAAAGGACAAGAUCGCCGCACAACUCAGCAUACUGGUGCAUGGUCGGGGCGAGGACGAGGAAUCGCUGAGGGAUCUGGACCAGCGCCUGGACAGCCUCUUACAAGUCUACAGGCAAUACCAGCACAAUGCGAGGAGCCCCAUUCUCCCGAGCGCUAUAGCACGAAUCCGCAGAAGAUAUCAAGGCAGUUGCCAAUAA